AUGCUAGGCGGCGGCGGCAGCAGUGGUGGAGGUGGAGGUGGUGGCGGCGGCAACACAACACCAACAACAGCAACAGGAGCAGCAGGAGGAGCAACACCCUUUGCCAGCAUAUCGGGCCUGGCCAGCGGAUCGUCGACUGCGCCGCCAUCAUCGAGCACAGCUGGCACCAGCAAGCGCAAGAAAGCGACUAAGCAAAAGCGUUGAGAAAGCGCCGCCGCCGACGCCGCUGCCGCCGCUGGCUGCGAGAGAGUUGAAGAAGAUGUUGGCAGCUCAGCAACGCCCACCAAAAGCAACACAAACGCCACCGUCGCCGCCGCCGCCGCCGCCGCCAUUAAAUUUCGCUUCAACUCGAAGCACUGGAAGCGCAAGUUAAAACAGUUUCAUUUGUUGUUGUCGAAACCAACUGGAAUAGAAGAAGCGCUCGCUCAGCAAGAGAUGAGAGCGCCAAGCGAAGAGAGCAAAGAUAAGCAAAUAUAAGAGAGAACAAUUCAAGCGAAGAGCGUAACUUUUUGGCAGGAAUUAAAAGCAAGAAAAAAACCAAUCAAAAUUUAAAGAGAACAAUUUAUUCAAAAUAUAUAUGAAAACAUUACAUUACACAAUUUAGGAUGUGUAUCAAAUGUAAAUAUUAAUUUAAUAAUGUUAAUUGUAUAUGAAAUAUGCUUUACACUAAACUACACACUACACGACACGACACGACACAGUUUUCAACUCGACUCGAAAUUGAAGAGCAGUUUGUUAGUUAUAUAAUAUGGGACAACUUGGAUGUGUGUUAGAUUUUUCAUACAUUUAUAUAUUUUCUUUGAACGAAACAUUACAUUACAUAAAUUUAAGCGAAAUGUGAGCAAAAUUGCGGUACAUCUUCUUUUGUAGCAGAAUUCUGAUAUAAUUUACAUUUGUUCGUACUGUUUUUUCUUCUUCUUCUAAUUAGUUUAGUGUGAGACUGAAAGUGCGCCCCAAAUUGUAAGAGCAACAGCUGCAACAACAAUUGUAUAGGCAACAAACACACACACACACAUAUACACAUACACACUCUUACACGUACAUAUAUACAACAUACAUAUAUACAAAUAUGAAAAAUGCUUUAUAAUUUUGUCUAGAAAAGAAAGAAAAGUAAAAAAUACCUUAAAAAAUAUAGAAUUAAACCAAAAUCAUCAAGGUCUUAGAAAUUAAACUCAUUAGCAUGUAAAGAACUUUAAGCAAAUCACAAAAACAAAGGUUAAUUGAAUUUUAAAAAGCAAAAGCGUGAAGCAAACAAAAAAAUAAAAUUAUAAAUAAAAAUAAAAACUUAGCUAUGUAUAAGCAGAGAAAAUAAAUGUAGCAAAUGCAUAAUUGUGUAAUUGAAGUUAAAUGAAGAUAAGCACAUGAAAUGGAAAAUGUAUUUUUGAUAAAAGAAAGAAACAAACGAAACUAAUUUGUAAAGAAAUUCAAAACUUUUGUUAAGAUGCCAGCAAACAAAAUGUCAAAAGCAGAGCAGAAAGGAAAAAACUACAAGAAAUACAUGCACACACACACACACACACUCACAUAUUUAGAAACUAAUGUAAAAUCUUUGCUAGUGUAGUGUCUCGACAUACAAAUAAAGCCCCAAACACCUCUACUUGAUCCCAAAAUAUAUAGAAAAACGUGAAAUAGUUUUAUUUUUUUCUCGCCGCGCAACGCUAGGUGGCGCCACAUGCAAAUAUGCAUAAAUAUAUAUAUGUUAUAUAUAAAUAUCUCAGUAAGUGGUUAGAAAAACUAUCAAAAAAAAGCAAAUCAAAUGAAAAGUAAAUGAAAAAAACAUUUAUAUAAAAUUGUAAAAAAAAAAUCUUUAUUUUUAUUUGAAAUUGACAAAAAGAAUAUUAAUAAAAACUCUGUAUAGCUUCCAUUAGUAUAUAAAACGUGUGCUGAACAAACACUCACACACACAUACACACACACACAUACAUAUUUUUGAAGCUACUUCAAGUUUUGGUUUCAAGGCGAAGAAAAUAAACCACAAGAAAAACAGGAAACUUUUUUGAAAAACUUUGUACAUAUAUACAAACAUUUAGUUUUUAGGCAUUAAUUAAAGAGAGAGGAAUUCGAAAUGUUUUGCACUUAUUGCGCCUAAUUUAUUGAAUGCAUUAUUUAAAACAUAUUUAGUGUGUUUACAAAUCGUAGAACUGAAAUGCAAUAUGCUUACCUUAACUCAAUAUAAUUUAAUUCCUAUUAUUUUUAGUUGCUACUUUUUUUCACAUAAUUUUAUUUUUCGUUUGUACUAUUUACAAACUAGGCAAAAACUGUAUAUCAUUGUAAAAUAAUUAAGAAUUGGAUGGACAAGUGAACAGCAUAUGAAGUAAAAUCUAUAAGAGUUAUAAAUAAAUAAAAACAAAAAAAACAAAAAUAAAUCCAUUAAAUCUACAUAUAUAUAUCAUAAUAACAUUGUUAAAAUUGUCGCAAGAACAAUUAAAAAAUAAAAACAAAAUCGAAAUCGAAAACGAAAAAAGAAACGUAAAUUAAAAGAAGAAAAAGUGAGAAUUGAAGGCAGAUCACGUAGUACAUAUAAAUUGAUAUGAAAUCUAAAGAAAACAUUUAAAACAAUUAUACAUAUAUAAACACACAUAUGUUGUAUAAGCUUAUUAAAGAAGUAAGUGUAAUCAUUAACCACACAAUAUUAUAGCACAUUUCGGAUUAUCAAGUAUAUAUAUUUAUAUAUAUAUAUAUAAACAUGCGGAAAAUAUCGAUUAUAAACCUAAAUGUUAGCCCAGACGGAACCAUACAGAACUAAUUAAUAAUUAUAAUAAUAAUACAAAUAAUAAUUAUGCAAAAUGUCCUAAGACAUGCGAAUACAUGUAGUUUGAUGUAUGUAUAUGGCAAUUGGAAGGCAGAUUUAAACAACAAACAUUUAAUGUAAUAUUGGUAUAACGUAAUUUUUAAAGUGAGGUACUAUAAAUAAAAAUUAUUAAAUAAUAUAAAUCAUAA
Messenger RNA from Drosophila montana, 2940 nucleotides. RefSeq names its product dachshund homolog 1-like. The record is from RefSeq and is a predicted model, not a curated record. Bases 1 to 204 code for a protein of 67 amino acids. The transcript has a single exon. NCBI's taxonomy places the organism in Eukaryota, Metazoa, Arthropoda, Insecta, Diptera, Drosophilidae.